Messenger RNA from Halteromyces radiatus, 363 nucleotides. RefSeq lists its product as uncharacterized. The transcript is spliced from 2 exons. Lineage: Eukaryota; Fungi; Mucoromycota; Mucoromycetes; Mucorales; Cunninghamellaceae. The record is from RefSeq and is a predicted model, not a curated record. Bases 1 to 363 code for a protein of 120 amino acids.
AUGAUCAACAUUACAGUCAAUAACAUUGCAUUUGGAGCAGCAUGGUUCAGCCAUACUAUGUAUGUUCUGAUUACUGGUUUGGCGGAUCGGUAUAGACAGGCUUUGAGCUUCUUUCGAUGGACAUUAAUGAAUACAAUACAAGCCAAUUUUGCUCCAACUGUGGUCCAAAAAACUUUGGAAAAGUUGCGACAUGCGAAAACGUACGGCUGCACAGUGUGCUUAAACGCCAAUCUUGCAGCACAGUAUGGCAACGCGAUGUCAAUGCCAGUCGUCGACAGCAUGAUUUUAUACAAGGAUCGAAACUGGAAACAUCGCCUUUCUUUAUUCAAUCAGCAAUCUCCAGAUCUUUAUUUGACAAGGUAG